AUGUCAUUCCUGGCGCGUCAAUGGGGCGCUAUCUCUCAUUGCUAUUUUCCAAGAGCUCUAGGGGAAGGCCGCUUGCUUGGGUACGGUACCAUUACAUUUGCCGAUCCAGAGAGCGUAACUCGAGUGCUGCAGGCAGCCAAGACGCGGCAUGGCAUACUGCGUAUACCGUAUGCAGCGCCUCUGCGUGAUCCACAAGCUAUUGCCUAUGCAUCGAUGGAUGAUAGUGCGCGUGCCUUUAUGACGUCGCCUUCGGUGCGCGAUAGCGUUGCAGCAGCAGCACCUAUGGCUCCUCAUACAGACACAUCGCCAGCCUACGAUCACUUUUUUGUGACGGUGGAGCGCAGUGAGCGUCCACCUCGACCUGCGAAGCCACCGGCUCCGGCCACAGAGAAGCUCAAUUUGGAUUUACUGCGUGAGUUUGAUGGAUUCGCUGGCGGGUUGGCUCAGCGUGCUGCUGCCUAUGCCCGUGAAGAUCGCAAACGAGAAAAAGUGACUACAAAACAUCGUCGCAAUUGA
Messenger RNA from Malassezia pachydermatis, 516 nucleotides. RefSeq names its product heterogeneous nuclear ribonucleoprotein hrp1. Gene Ontology annotation, molecular function: nucleic acid binding. Bases 1 to 516 code for a protein of 171 amino acids. The record is from RefSeq and is a predicted model, not a curated record. The transcript is spliced from 2 exons. Lineage: Eukaryota; Fungi; Basidiomycota; Malasseziomycetes; Malasseziales; Malasseziaceae.